UUGGGGUUUCCUGGUUUCUCUUUCAUUGCUGACUCCUUUCAGUGCGGAGAAAUGGAGUUAUCUGGUGAUGAAAACGUGAUUCUCGGAGAAGUCGGGUUGCCAGCUGCUGAUAAUCUCAAAAGAAGUGGAGACGUUGCUGAAGACGGGAAAGUGGACAGUAAAAAGAAACGGACCGAGUCGUGUUUUGACCAGCCUGUGGACUCAAGUGUUCAUGAAGUCAUCAAGUAUUCACCUUCUGCUCUUCCUGCCAAACAUUACGAUGCAGACACAACCGAACCAAUCAGCUGUGGUCUAUCCUGUAUGAAUGACUUGUUGUCAUGGAACCGAAGCGAGGCGAACCCCUUCAACGUGGCAGCCGUUCCUCUGGCAUCUCGGAAGCCCCGUCUGGUCAACUGUCUACGCCGGACAUUGGUGUCCCAUGAUAUGAUGGGUGGCUACCUGGACGACCGGUUUGUCCAAGGCACCAGUUCAGAGGAACCCUAUGCCUUCUACCAUUGGCAGUACAUAGACAUUUUUAACUACUUCACUCAUCAGAUGGUCACUGUUCCUCCAGCCGUGUGGACGAAUGCUGCACAUAAACAUGGAGUCAUAGUUCUUGGGACUUUCAUCACAGAGUGGACUGACGGAGCGGCAGUGUGUGAGGCCUUCCUGAAAGAUGAGGAGUCGUACCGGGCCGUGGCUGACAAGCUGGUCCAGAUCAGUCAUUAUUACGGCUUUGAUGGCUGGCUCAUUAACAUAGAGAACACUCUGAGUGAAGGAGCUGUGAAGAACGCUCCGCUGUUUCUGCGCUACCUGACGGAGCAGAUGCACGAGCGAGUGCCCAGCAGCCUGAUCCUGUGGUACGACAGUGUCAUUGAGAACGGAAAGCUUCAGUGGCAGAAUGAACUCAACCAGUCCAACAGGAUAUUUUUUGAUGCCUGUGAUGGCUUCUUUACAAACUACAACUGGACAGAGGAAAACCUGGAGUGGAUGAAGGACUACUCUGUGGUCCAAGGCCGUCAGGCUGAUGUGUACAUAGGGGUGGAUGUGUUUGCCAGAGGGAAGGUGGUGGGAGGGAUGCUGGAAACCAAUAAGGCUCUGGACGUCAUCCGAAAGCACAACUUCUCUGCAGCCAUCUUCGCUCCAGGAUGGGUGUAUGAGAGUCAAAGUGAUAAGAGCAAAUUCCGCACCCAUCAAGACAAGUUCUGGGCUCUGCUCUCAGAUUACCUGUACAUCCACCGACCAGCUUCACAGCUUCCAUUCAUCUCCUCCUUCUGCCAGGGCUUUGGGAAAGCAGUCUACAGGGAAGGACAGCAUGAGACGGCAAAGAGCUGGUUCAACCUGGCUGCUCAGGAGAUCCAGCCGUUGUACUACCACAUGGCUCUGGAGGACGGGGGCUGGGUCAGGAGCAGCGGCUGCCCUGAAGACGCCUGGAAUGGAGGCUGCUCUCUGCUGCUGGACGGACUCAUCCCCUCAACUUUAAACACUCCAAUUUGUGCCAAGAUUUUCUCGCUCCAUGUGCCGCUGGAUUCCAGGAUCAUGGUAACUCUGGUGUACAAAGCGUCUGCUGGCAUCACCGUCUCUUUGCAGCUGAGGACAACAGAUUCUUCUCACUGUUCCCACACUGAUGUCCAUGAGGUCACAUUAAACAGUGUGACCCCUGAGACUGUGGGAAGUGGAUCGCAGCUAGAGAGCCAGAUGUCUGAGCUCUGUGGAAACAGAGACCUGCAUGGAUGGACUGUUAGAUGUUCACAACUGGAGCUUCAUGGCUGCAUUCUCAGAGAAGUGUGUGUCCUUAUCCAUCGGGAAGGGGAGCCUCAGGACACGACUUUCAGCUGCAGAGUGGGAGAGAUCAAGGUACUGGACGUGGGUACUCUGCAGCCACCCACUGACGCUGUUCGGGGCUUGUGCAUUGAUGAUGUGGUUUGGCUCCGUGGUGCCGGUUCAUCACCAGAGAGUUCGUCCUCUUGCCUGCGCCUCAAUGCCACCCUGCGCUGGGACUACCCUGUGGAAUCUGUGCGCCACUUCAGGGUGCACUGGAGAAGGCUGAGAGGACCGGACCCAAGAACCCCUCCAGGUCAGCUGGAGCUGCUGGCCCGGGCCUACUCCAACCAGUUCAGGGUGACAGAGCUGCUUGUGCCUAAGCCGCCCAGCGUGUUGGAGUUGCUGGUGGAGCCGGUGACCAGGUGGGGCUCCCUCGUCCCGGAGAGCCGGUGGGGAAGAAGACAGCUCAGCUACACAGAAUGAGCUGAACAUGGAUUUCAUACAAGGAACUGUAUGCAAAUACGUUCAACACUUUAAAGACUUUCAUUUAUACAUUUUGAGCGUGGAUGGUUUUUGUAGCAGAUGGAAUCAUCUCAAACAGAGAAACCACCUGAACCUGAGCACAGUUAAAGUUUUUAUUUUUAAGUAAUAAAUAAUGCGGUUAGAGUAACAAGCCCAUCACAACCCCAGUUCUCUUUUUGAUCCAGCCAUUGUUUCAUAUAAACAGAUUAAGAUUAUAAUCAGAAUUUAUUUGUCGGAAUCACAAACAUUUACUUGUUUAUUGCAGGCUUCACAUAUCAUGUUUUCAUGUUGCCUGUUUUACAUAUAUAGUCCACUUGAUGUCACAGUAGAGCAAAAGAAGCACCACGGCACAUGAAGCUUCAUCCCACCAUCACUAGUUACUAGGGCAACCUCUGAGUCUCAAACUGCAUUCCUCGAAAAGCUUACAGCGCCUUCAAGUGUGUGAGAAGGACACAUUUAAAAGCUGUAGGACUGUGGCUCUGGACAAAUGUAUUUCUGAGACCACUGUUCCAACCACGCAAACUUCAUGGUCUUCAUAGAAGCCAUAACGAUGAGUUGCUACGUAAAAAGUGAGUUGGCCACUCAUUGACCAGAAGUGGCUGGUCUCAUUUUUAAAAAUCCAUCAAUUGAUAAGUUUUCUUAUUUCUGUGAAAAACAAGGUGGCUAGAAGCUUCCAUGAUUGGUCACGCUAGGAGAUACAGAGACACAGAGCGAGGUUUGAAGGAGAACCAGAACAUUUAGUCUGAUUUCAUUUUAGAAAGUUAUACUUUGUAUAUUUUUAUACAGUGUAUGCAUAUACCUGUUUUCAACUGUGAGCACUAAACACUUUGUAUUGGUUAACCACAUACCACCUCAAUAAAAUACAGAAAAGUAUGCAAACAUAAAAUGUAAAGUGUUCAAGUGCAUCAAUAUUCUAGCAAGGCAAUACAGAUGGCUAACUCAAAAGGUUGAAAUAAAAACAGAAAACACACACAACUCAGUCCCAGUUCUUUCCUGUCAUGUUAUCGUUCUGCAAAGCAAACAUGUGGCCUCAGUGACCAGACUCCACCGCCGUGUCAGAAAUCCAAUACAGUGAGACUUCUAUCAGUGUGAUGAGAGUAAUCUAAAACAGCUCAAUUUAUCAAUUUAAGUAUUGAUAACUCCACUGUAAGAAUGGAACACAAUCAUGCCAGACAUUCCUUCAUUCUUUAUUUUGAUGAUAGUGGUUGAGAGCACCACUUCAUAAAACCACAGACAUUUAUUUUUUGUGAAAUCUGCAUUUUCUAUACCAGCUUAUCUUUGCUGGGUCACAGGAUGCCUGGUGCAUUUCUCCAGCUGUCAUGAAGGAGGUGGGGUUCUUCCUGGACACAGGGCCAUAUAAACACACACACACACACACACGCACACACAGACACACACACACACCCACACACACAGACACACACACACACACAGGGCAAUUUAUAAGGACCAAUUAUCCUUAUUUGCUAAAUUCUGGGAUGUGGGAGGAAACCUCAUGCAGAAAGGCUUAGGUGGGGAUUCGAACCAUACUUCUCAAAAUAUCAGCUGAGCUUACAGUUUGAUCAGGACAUUAUUGUGGAGGAUAUCAUCCAUAUCAGGACUAAAAUGUUUUUGCUCCAAUUUUCAUUUCUACCAUUUUCCAAUUGGAAAAGUGGAGCCUAAACCUUUUCAACACCCUUAUGCAGAUUCAAUUCAAAAUGCUUUAUUGAUCCCAACGGGAAAUUAAAUGUUAUAACUCAUUAAUUCAAAUUCUUUAGAGAGUCACUGUAGAUGGUGACGGCAUAAUGAUGGUGUAGAUUAUAGAGACAUAACCCACAGAUCCCAUGCAUAUGGUGCCAAAUGUUACGUUUUAUGGCCAUUCGUCAACUGCAAAUCAAUUCAUCCAGUGAAAGUUAGUAGUUUAGAUCCAUGUUUCUCAUAGAAGCAUGCCAAAAAAAAAAGAAAGAAAACGUACAAGAGUAUUUAUAAAAGAAAGUUGUAUUUAGUGACUGGAAUUGACAGAACUUUCAGUCUAGUACACCUGAUAUCAAAGUCAAUUUUGGAAAGCAAGUAAAAAAAAAAAAAGAAGAAUUUCUG
Molecule: messenger RNA, 4341 nt
Organism: Xiphophorus maculatus (southern platyfish)
Lineage: Eukaryota; Metazoa; Chordata; Actinopteri; Cyprinodontiformes; Poeciliidae
Gene: engase
Product: endo-beta-N-acetylglucosaminidase
Exons: 14
Coding region: 52-2226 (724 amino acids)
Biological process (GO): protein deglycosylation
Cellular component (GO): cytoplasm
Molecular function (GO): mannosyl-glycoprotein endo-beta-N-acetylglucosaminidase activity
Source: RefSeq, a predicted model, not a curated record